AGCAGAUGCAGCUCGCGCUCACAGAGGAACGUCAGACGCACACGAGCGCAACAGUUCAUUCUGGAUCAAAGCGAAAUUAAACUCCCUCGGUCUAAGACUGGAUUUAUUCGAGUUAAGAGUUAGUGUCAGGCGUCUCAAAUGGAGACAGAAGCCGUGGAUGUCCAACAGCAGGACGCAGGGCAGGACAGUGUCCCGGACAUGGUCAAAACCCAGGAGAAUCAUGUCCAUGUGCACACAACACAACCACAGGCCACUGGCAAACCCAAAGAAGUCACAGCAGAGAUUGUGUGCACUGACAGUAACCCGGAUCAUAGCGGAAACAGCGAAUCUUUGACAGACGCGGUCAUAACCAGUGAUGACGCUCUACUGCUACCUGACCAUAUAGCUACACUUUCACACAAAAUAGAGAAAAGCAAUGAGAAGUCAAGUCUUCCUAAUGGAUCUCCUUCAGGCAUCAUCACCAAUGACUCUGCUGUCAUCUGUACACCUCCUACUACUUCAUCAGGAGGAAAGGCACCUCAUGCUAAAACACCACAGAAAUGCAACGGUCAUCCAAAGUGUAACAGUCACAGACACCCUCACAAGGAACGUCCGACCUCGACCUUGACCUCCAAGAGCCAGCAGAGCUUCAAAGGCGAUGCUUCACAGAUACAGCGUGUGGCUGGAGACGACUGCUGUGUGCACUGUAUACUAGCCUGCUUGUUCUGUGAGGUGUUGUCUUUGUGUUCAGUCAUGGCUCAGUGUUUGGCCUGUGGUCUGGAGUGUGACGCUCUCUGCUGCUGUGGUGAAGCAGCCACCGGAGGACUGGCGUGCUGUGCUGAGAACACCUGCUCUGUCCUGCUGGACUGUGGACUACUGGAGGACUGCUGUCAGUCUUCAGACUGUCUGGAGAUCUGUUUGGAAUGCUGCUCUAUCUGUUUCCCUGCAUAGAACUAAAGCAGCCAAUUGGAGUCUCAACAGAACGAUAUAGAGCGCAGCAGUCUGGUUUCGGAAGCAAAAAUCUCAUUCAUGCUUUCCAUAGGGAAACUGAUUAUAAAUUAUAAUAAAAAAAACAUAAAAGGCUGACUGAACUCCAAGGUUGUUUAUCAAUGGUAUAUGCCUCUGUUAAAGCCAUCAAUCCGUUAUUUCAGCUUUUUGGUUAUUUCAAAUUAUGUUUAAAAUUGGAAUUACUGGUAAAAACCUACACUAUCCAUAAUCCUGAGGGGGGAUAUCCACCAAUCACAGAAUCGUGACAAACAAACCAUGGCAAAGGAGACCAGUCUACUAUUGAUCAAACAAACAGAAAGUCCCCCCCACUCAUGCCACCCGUUGAUGUGUCAGUCUAGAUGGGGCAUACAAAACAUACAGAGAAAUUUUUAUAACACCACAGAGACAGAGUGCUUAACUUUUGAGAAAAUUAACCUACAAAUGGCAUACUUUCCAUUGUCUCUGCAUUUUAAGGUACAAUAGAAGGAAGUAUUUACCUUUAUGCAUUUGGCAGACGCUUUUAUCCAAAGCGACUUACAGUGCACUUAUUACAGGGACAAUCCCCCCGAAGCAACCUGGAGUUAAGGACACAAUGGUGGUGGCUGUGGGGAUCAAACCAGCGACCUUCUGAUUAACAGUUAUGUGCUUUAGCCCACUAUGCAACACCCACCUCGUUUCUUUUAUGACAAUCCUAUUUAAAAAAUGAAUGGGAAAAAAUACUUCCGGAACCAAGGCGGCUGAAAAAGUGGGCGGGCACUGCUGUGCUCUAUUGAGUGCACAAAAGACUUUAUAAAACAUACAGAAAAGUAUUCUGCAAUGCAUUUUGUAUUUAUUUAGUAUAAAUGCUUAGAGCAAAGUUUGUUCUAUAUGAGGCUUCGCAAUGAAUCAAACAGGGACUAAUUCUGACAAGGACUUAAAGGUGCACUAAGUUUUUUUGGCUGGUUGAUUUGACAGAGGUUGACAGUGGCUGGUUAGCAUGGGCAGACUUCACUACACCAUUAUGUAGACAAACACCCUCUUUCUCCAUUGACGGCCAUUUAAUAGUAGCGGUGUAUUCUGACAUAUUUAUUUUAAUUUUGUGUGUGCAAAAAUUCCAUUGUAUUAUAUUGGGAAAGUGUAAGACAAAAAAGGGUAACCAAGACAUGACGGUCACCAUAAGAGGGCACCACCCUUUAUGUAGAAUAUGUCAGCUUUUAAUUUCUUUAUGGUGUAACUCUACAUUUGUGCACCUUUAAGGAGCUUGUUUAAACGUUUUCUUCCAAUAAUUUUAAAGGAAUAUUCCAGGUUCAAUGCAAGUUAAGCUCAAUCAACAGCAUUUGUUGCAUAAUGUUGAUUACCACAGUAAUGUUUUAUACUCGUCCCUUGUUUAUUUAAAAAUUGCAGUUAUAGUAGGGCACUUACAAUGGAAGUGAAUGGGGCCAAUAAACAUUCAAAUUUUGGCUCUUUUAUAUAUAUAUGAUGAGAUGAAAAUAUUUUUUGUGGUUAUCAAUAUUGUGCCACAAAUGCUGUCAAUUGAGCUUAACUUGUAUUGAACACAGAGCAUUCAUUUAAAGGUGUGGCAGUGAUGCUUGCUGCCACUCUUGCUAGUUGUUUAAAGCAUAUAUGUGACUCACAUAUGAGUAUGCACAUUACAAUGCAUGCAGUCAAUGUGCACACUAGAAAUGCCCUUUUACUGUAUUAAUAAUCUUGAUCCACUGUGAUAUUUUUAUACUGCUUAGAAUAAAUCAAGAGAUUCUUUUGUGUUUUGUUGAAAUAUUGGUUUGUUUUAGGAAUGAGUUCCUGUAACACUAUAACAUCAUAACAGUUGUGUUUGAUUUGUGGUAGCUACAGGUUUUAGUUUUGCAAUAUUCUGUUAAUCUGACCGUUUAUUCAGAACACACAAAUAUAUUUGUUCCCUUUCCAUUCUCAGCACUCUUAUCGAAAGUGCAUUCAUCAGGAAGCCUGGACCGAUGUAAAAAUAACCAGGAUGACUACAAAGCACUCGCAUAUUUCUCUGGGCAUGUUGAAUUUCACAGCCGUUCUCCAGAUGGCUCUGCCCAUGGCCUGGCCCAGUGAUUAGAUAGUGGCCACUGCUCUAGAGAGAGCGCUGAUGUUGAAUC
Molecule: messenger RNA, 3065 nt
Organism: Xyrauchen texanus (razorback sucker)
Lineage: Eukaryota; Metazoa; Chordata; Actinopteri; Cypriniformes; Catostomidae
Product: myoD family inhibitor-like
Exons: 5
Coding region: 139-930 (263 amino acids)
Source: RefSeq, a predicted model, not a curated record